UUAUGUAUUGAGAAUUGUCUUGUAGAUUGGAGUAACUAUUUGCUCGAAAAAACAGCAAUACCAAUAAAAGUACCUUUAUCAACUAUUUCUUUCUUUCUAUAUUUUGUCUUCUCUUUCUUUUCUUCUAUUUGCUGUGCUAAAUCAGAAAGUCAAGGGCAUAUCAAACCUUGUAUUCGAUCAAGAUAACCAUGGUGAACCCUUCCCACGCCCAACGUUUGGAAAAUUUAGAAGCUGAAAUCUCCCACAUUUCCACCCAAAUCAAUGUUGAAUGGAUAAAAUACGCACUAAAGUAGCCCAAAAUAACCAAAAUUAAUCCCACCAGUUGAUUGUGAUCCUACGUAGAAUCCCACCUGUUUAUUUUGAUCCUACGUAUAAUUCCGAUCCUAACAACUUUGAUCCACCCCACAACCUAAAAAUGAAUUUGAACCUUAUACCCAUACCCCCACUCUCAACAUUAACCUAUUUGUCAAUUAGUCCAUUCCAUUGCCAACGAUAAUUCAGCUGAGAAAAGGAAUUGGAAGUCCAAAAAACUCGACCUUCCUAUGUUUGAUGGUGAAAAUCCAGAUGGUUGGAUCACUAAGGCUGAACGAUUCGUUCAUUUUUAUGGGUUGACAAAGGAAGAGAUGAUGGAGGCAUCAAUGGUAAGCCUUGAUGGUGAUGUGUUGCUAUAAUUCCAAUGUGAGCAUCAAACCGAUCCUUAGAUGGGAAGAGUUGAAAGGAUUGUUGUUAAGGAAGUUUUGACCUGCUGAACAAGGCUCUCUACAUGAGCAAUGUCUUUCGUUACAAUAGACAGGGACAAUUACUGAAUGUUAAAUGGACUUCAUCGAGAAAGCAAAGCCUCUUGGUAAGAUCUCUCAACAUAUGCUAUUACGGUCUUACAUGAAAGGAUUAAAGGAAGAUAUUAGGAGACAGUUAAGGGUACUGGCGCCUCAGACUCUAAAAAAAGUGACUUUGACUAUAAGAAUAGAUGAGAAACUAUAUUUUGACGGAUCUAUGAAAGUGGGCCAAUAUCGAAACCAAACUGGACGAAAAAAUACCCAAACCCUCCUAUGAUUCAUUCAUACAACUCUCAAUCUAGAAAUCACACCUCUCAAUCUUUCCAACACCAUUCACCUUCACCUUUCCCAAACCAACCCUACCACCCUCGAGAAACUUUCAAUCCAAAUAAUCGAGUAACCAAACCUAACCGCCCAAGAAUAACCCUAUCAAACCGAUAAAUGAUGGAACAAAGAGCUAAGGGGUUGUGUUUUACUUGCAAUGACAAAUGGUCCCCGAAUCAUGUGUGUAAGCAAAAGGAGUUUUGUUUUAGUGUGUUUGGAGGAGGCAGAAGGGGAAUGGGAGGAAGCAGAUGAUGUAGAUGUGGAGGAAAAUGAGAACUCGCAGGAAGUCGAUAUAUCUCUUAGUUCAGCAGUAGGGUUAACUAACACCAACACCAUGAAGAUGAAUGAUACCGUAAAAGGGGAGGGGGUGAUUAUAAUGAUUGAUCCUGGGGCUACCAAUAAUUUCAUCUCAUCACACACUAUCACUAUUAAUUAAACAUGCCUUACGCCAACUAUAACCGAUUUUGUGUCACUUUGGGAAAUGGAGAGAGGAUUCACGGGGAAGGAGAAUGCCGGCAGUUGAAGUUGGAGGUGCAAGGUCUCACAAUAUGUGAAGACUUUUUGAUUUUAGAAUUGGGAACUCAUACCUGAUUUUGGGGAAUCAGACGACAGAAUUACGGGGUAACUCGUCUCUAGGGUUCACUCAAAUUUCAUUGAAGGCAAUGCAAAGUGUUGAAGAAGAAGCAAGGGGUUUUAGUGGAGUUGAAACAAAUCAUGGAUGGGAGCAAUCGAACAAUAGUUAUCAGGCCCAUAGAAACUCCCACUAGGCUUGCCUCCUUGUAGAGGAAGGGAACAUGCCACUACAUUGAAAGAGGGAACAAAUUCAGUCAGUGUUAGGCCUUAUAAAUACCCACAUAUUAAGAAAAAUGAAAUCGAGAAGUUAGUGAGUGAGAUGUUGCAGGCCUAGAUUAUACAACCCUCAACUAGCUCAUUGUCAAGCCAAGUAAUUCUUGUUAAAAAAGAUGGCUCAUGGAAGUUUUGCGUGAAUUAUAGGGCUUUGAACAAAGUAAUUGUCCUGGAUAAAUACCCCGUACCCGUCAUUGAUGAGCUAUUAGACGAAUUGUUUGGGGCUAGCAUUUUUUCCAAGCUUAAUUUAAAGUCGGGAUAUCACCAAAUACGAAUAAAAACAGAAGAUGUUGCAAAGACUGCAUUCCGAACACAUGGGGACACUGAAUUUUUGGUGAUGCCAUUUGGCCUUACCAAUGCUCCCGCGACUUUCCAAUCCUAUAUGAAUGAUGUAUUCCGGCCCUUCCUUCGACGUUUUGUGCUUGUUUUUUUUGAUUUUAUCUUAACCUAUAGUAAGAAUGAGGAGGACCAUUCAUAGCAUGUGACGUUGGUAUUGAAAACAUUGGAGGAAAAUCAGCUUAAUGUGACAAGGGAAAAUGUGAAUUUGGGGUCAAGAAAUUGGCGUACUUAGGUCAUUUAUCACCAGUGACAGAGUGGCUAUGGAUUGAGAGAAGAUUGAGGCAAUGUUUUCUUGGCCCACACCUAGAAACUUGAAAGAGUCGAGGGGAUUCCUUGGGUUGAUGGGAUAUCAUAGGAAAUUCUUGUGGCAAUAUGCAACCAUAGCCAAACCCUUAACAAAGCAGCUUAAGAGGGACUCUUUUGGGUGGAAUACUGUAGCCACUGCUGCCUUCGAAGCUCUCAAGUAGGCCAUGACCAAGGCUUCAGUUUUAGCUUUACCAGAUGUUUCCAAGGUUUUCAUGAUUGAGACAGAUGCUUCUAAUUAAGGGUUGGGGCUGUUUUGCUGCAAGACAGAUAUCCUGUGGCUUAUUUUAGUAAAACAUUAGGCACUCAAGCAAGUAUGAAGCCCAUAUAUGAGAAGGAUUUAAUGGUAAUAGUCUUUGUAAUACUCAAUAGAGGUAUUACUUAUUGGGUAGAAAAUUUGUUAUGAGAAUGGAUCAGAGCAGCGUACGAUUUUUGUUGGAGCAAAGAGAGAUAGGGACGGAGUACCAAAUCACUAAGAUCACGGGCUUUGACUUUGAGAUAACCUACAACCCAUGAGCUGCUAAUCGAGUGGCUGAUACUUAUGCUUAUCUCGCAGGGGUUGUAGUUGAGGGCAAUGUGUAGUUAUAUUGUGGUUGAUUGGAAGGAAUUGGAAGAAAGCAUAGAUAGGGACCUAUUCUUGGCAGCCAUUAAACAGAGGCUGUUGGUAGGUGAGGUAGUUUUGCAGGGUUUUCAAAUAACCAAUGGGCAACAUCGUUAAAAGGGGUGGUGCGUUUUGCCAGAACAGUCACCUUUCGUUGAAACUAUUUUAAGUAUCAUGACUCACCAAUUGGUGGCCACAAUGGGGAACGCAAAACAUAUGGCCGGAUAGCAUCCGAAUGGUAUUGGGAGAGCAUUAAAACGAAAAUAGAGAAUUAUGUGAGACAAUGUGGAAUGUGUCAACGGCAAAAGGCAUCUAUGCUUUCUCCAGCAGCACUCUUACAACCUUUACCUAUUCCUAGCAAUGUUUGGGAGCACAUUGCAAUGGACUUUGUUGAUGGGCUUCCAAAAUCCCAAGGCAAGGAUAGCAUAUUAGUGGUGGUGGAUAGGUUGACAAAAUUUUCUCAUUUUGUUAGUCUUAAACAUCCCUUUUCAGCUGGAACAGUGGCAGCAACUUUCAUCAAAGAGGUAGUCCAUUUGCAUGGAUUUCCACUUCCAUAGUUUCGGAUAGAGAUAAACUUUUCAUGAGUAAUUUAUGGAGAUAGCUGUUCCGAUUACAAGCCACCACCCUCAAGAGGAGCAUGAAUUAUCAUCCUUAAACGAAUGGGCAAUCCGAGGUGGUCAAUAAAACCUUGGAAACGUACUGACAUUGCUUCAUCAACGGUCAACCUAAGCUUUGGAUGUCUUUGCUACAUUGGGCUGAAUAUAGUUAUAAUACAUUUCCCCAUUCCUCCACCAAAAUCUCUUCUUUCCAAGCUUUAUAUGGGCAGACACUACAAGGUGGGACAAGGAGGGACGUCCAUUGGGAGUUUAGAGGACUUGUUACAAGAAAGAGAUGCAAUCCUUGACAAUCUUAAACUUCAUGGAAGGAUAACCUGUGUUUUUAAUGUUACAACCAUAUAGACAAAAGUCUAUUGCUAAACACUACAAUGAAAAGUUGGCUCCACGUUAUUAUGGGUCGUACAUGAUCAAAAAGAAGAUUGGGGCAUCUGCUUAUGAAGUAGAUCUUUCUUCCCACAGUUGCAUCCAUUUGGUGUUUUAUGCUUCAAAAAUCAAGAGAUCAAUUGACAACCAUCAAGUUUCAAUCCUAUCUCCGCAGAUUUCAGCAGACUUGGAGUUGGUGGCUAAACCAAAGGACAUUCUUGAGCAGCGUUAUAAUGCUGAAGGAAAGCUGGAAGUACUCAUUAACUGGGAUGAUCUACCUUCAACUGAAGCAACUUGGGCAGUGCCGUUUCUGACAAUUUUUGGGCUCUAGCGAAAAUUAAAAAAGCGACCCUUAUAUAAAUAAAGUGUCGGUUAUUUUUUCUCAACUAUAUAGUUCAAUAGUGAUGCGCUUAACUAAAAAAUUUAAUGCUGCAAGUUCGAUUCAUGCUAGAAGCUACUUAUGCUAAUACUGAUUUUUUAUUAUAAGGAUUAAUUCAAAAUUUGGGCCCCUUCAUAAAUUAGGUCUUAGACGGUUGCACCUUAAAACUAUCCUCAUGAACGGCCCUGAACUUGGGAAGAUGUAGGGUUGGUCAAUCUCAAGUUUCCUAAUUUUCACCUUGAGGACAAGGUGAGACUGCAUACCGGGAGUAUUGCUAUGCCUCUUGUACAGAAGAGAGACUGGAUUACAUAUCGAAGAAAGAACAAGUGCAAGAUGGGAAAAGCCGCUGAAGUGGCAAAAGAAGUUAGUGAAACAGAAAAAGGACAGUACCUGUGAUGUGCAUAACAAAGGAAUAAUCAAAAGGAAUAUUUGUAAGGGCGGGGGGUGAUGAAUCUGUCAUAGAUUUGGCGAGGUGGCUUGUAUGCAAGUCCAGCACUAUAAAUAUAGAGAAUAUAUGUAAUGAGUGGAUAUGCUUAUGUAUUGAAAAUUAUCAUGUAGCUUGGAGUAAUUGUUUGCUCGAAAAAAAAGUAAUAUCAAUAAAAAUACCUUCUCAGCUAUUUCUUUCUUCACAAAUUCUUGUGAGAGAUGAGAGACCAUCUCUCAUUGGGCUGACCUCUUAUAUAUUUUCUUAAAAUUUUGUAAGUAGGCAUUAAGAAUAAUGUAAGUAGACAUUUAAGAUAUUGAAAGUAGGCAUUAAGGAUACGGUAAGUAAGCAUUAAGAAUAAUGUAAGUAGGCAUUAAGAAUAAUAUAAGUAGGCACUAAUCUUUAAUAGGUUGGGCUUGAGAUACGUCUCUCAAGAGACUAGCUACUCUUUUUUUCUAUACUCUGUCUUUUUCUUUUUUCUUUUCUUCUAUUUGCUGUGCUGCAUCAGAAAGGCAAGGGCAUAGCAGAAUGUUCUACCCAACUUGUGGGUUUUACUACGUUGAAGGGUUUCUAGAUGUGAUAAAUUUGUUUUGGAUGCUUAUUUCUUUCUCAACUCUUUGGGGCCUUCUCUUGUUCAAUGGAAUAGUCUCUAUGGUUAUGAGAUUUUUGUUGGUGGAAUGGCGAUCAACUUAGCAAAUUACGGCUCUAGUUCAGCAAGAACCCAUUAUGACUUUGAUAUGAGCUCUUGAAGUCAUAUUCUUAUAGACCUGACAUUUAAUUAUUGAAGGUGCUUCUGAUUUAGCCAGAAAUAUGAGUGAUAGUUGCAAGAGACGGGAUUCAAAGUGGGAUCUUAGAGAGUCAGAAGCCUUACCUGAAAACAUUUAUUAUAGGGCUCAGCCACGGAAGCACCGUGAGUCCUUUUCACCUGGUAGAGUUUUUCGUAGACAUAAUAGUCGCAGCAAAGAAAGUGCUACGAUGUUGGAUCGAGAAGGAGACUACCCAAGAAUAUCAACAGAACUAGAUGAAUGGAGACCUCGGCAUUCAACUCGAUCUCCAAGGAAGGGUUGGGGCCGGUCACACAGGAUUAGUAAGAGCAGGAGCAGGAGCCGGAGCCGGAGCCGAAACAGAAGCCGAAGCAGAAGCCCACUUCGUACCUUUAGACAGGAACCUACUGUAACUGAUAGGAAUAGAGGCAGAUCUGGAGCUUCAGCACACAUUUGUAGGGAUUUUGCUGCGGGGAGAUGCAGGAGAGGGAAUAAUUGUCAUUUUCUUCACCAAGAUAGCGAACUGUAUGACAGUAGGCGACAUCUAGAUGACCGGGAAGGUGGACGUCGAAGGACCGGAACUUCCAAAUAUUCUCCUGAUGAUAACAAGGGUCAUGCCAUAAGGACUGAAAAAUUUGCACACAUCUGUAAUGAUUUUCUGAAGGGUAGGUGUAGAAGAGGAGAAUCAUGCAGAUUUGUACAUCGUGAGACUGCUGUUGAAGUGUUUGAGAAAGGACCAGUUGAAGAUGUCUACAAGAACAAGGAUCCUGACCACCGCAGUAGAGAGUUGUAUUCUGAUCAUAACCAGAGAAGUAGGGAUUCCUAUCCUGAUCAUGGCCAUAGAAGUAGGGACCCCUCUCCUGAUCGGAAUCAUGAAUAUGAACCUCCUAGGAAAGGUGAAACUCCCUGCAAGUUUUUUGCUUCUGGAAAUUGUCAACAUGGAACUCGUUGCAGAUUUUCUCAUCAGGUGAAGGAUUCUUUUAGUUCAGAAAGGUCGCGAGAUGAUAGGCGUGAUCUGGACCGUGACGUUAGUCAUGGUUGGGAUGGUCCAAGAUGGAAUGAUGCAACUAUCUCAACUGCUCCAGUAGUGCAAGGAUGGGAAGAAGACAAAAAUGAGAAUCAAGUGAGAAUCCAAGGUGGUGGGAGGGAUCCAGAUCAUAAAUAUGAGGGCGACCGAAUAUGGGAUGGUCCAACAUGGACUGAUGCUACUACAGUCCCCAUUUUUGCUACAGUGCAUGGUUGGGGAGAGGAUAAAAAUGAGGUUACAGAAGUGGCUAAUGAUAUUACUAGAACAAGACCUGGGGACAAUUCCUGGAGCCAUGAUAUUCUUACGGUAAAAUCAACAUGGGAUACACCAGCUAGUUUAGACAAAUCUCAGAACUUAGACAACGAGGAGCCUCUUCAAUGGAAGGCGGAAAAUAAUGUCCCUGCCAUGGUUCUUUCUACAUCAAGAGGUGGAAAAAAAUUAUCUGGUGACGUGGAGAUUUCUGCUAGAGAUAUCAAACAGCAGGGUGUCAAUUCAUCAACUUCUGAAAUGCCAUGUAUCUCCAACAUUACUUUUCCUGCUGUUCAACAAGACUCUGCUGUAGAAGCUUCAUGUGAGAAGCAUUACCCAGCUGACUUCCAGGAACAGAAAGUCUUUAUCGAUUCUUUUGGAGAGAAGAAUCCCAGUCAUAAGGACAACAAACCUGGGUUGUAUUCUGGGGAAAUGAAAGAUGUUGGAGAUCAUGAUGGCCCAGGUAUCAUCGCGGAUCAACCCAUAAAUGCUCCACAAGGGCAAUGUAUUUUCCAGCCUGAUAAGAGUGCCAAUAUUCACCCUAUCUCACAUAUAAAUCCUUUUCAAGGACAAAGCCAACUGCCAGUCCUUUCACAUCCUGCUGGAGGAGAGAUAAUGAAAGUGUCACAUAAUUUACCAUCUUUUCGAGAUAACAAAGAUGCUGACAAAUCUAGUGUAGUCAGUUUAGCGCCACCUGCAUUUGCUCCGACAUCUGCUACUGCCCAUAGCGAAGUAAGCCAACAGCAACUGGAACAACUCUCUAAUCUCACUGCUUCUCUGAUCCAGCUACUUGAAAAUAGGAAACAGCUUUCACAGUUGCCUUCUGCUGUGACUAACCUUCCUAACUCAGCUGCACCUGUUCCUCCUGUUUCUGGUGUUAUGAUCCAGCUAAAUCAUGUUCCUGAAGCAGUAAAGCAAUAUCAUCCUGUAUGUAAUAGCAUUGAACCAAAGAUGUCCAACAUGGGUAAUCAGCUGUUGCCAAGUGUUGAGCAGAAAAGCUCUGAUAAUGAACUGCACCCUCAUGCUAACUAUGAAAUACAUCAUGGGAAUGGGAAUUUGAAUCAGAAAGAGCAUCUUGCAUCAACCAAGGGCGAGGAAAAUGGCACAGAAUCACUUGUUGGGGGUAAUAAGGCACCAGAAAAUGGACCUUCUAAGGAUGUGGGUGCAGAUGAUGGAGCUCAUGAUAAGAAAAUGAAAGAGAGUAAGGAAAUUCGUCCGUUCAAAUUUGCUUUAGUGGAGUUUGUUAAGGAGCUUUUGAAACCCUCUUGGAAGGAUGGACAAGUGAGCAAAGAUGUCUACAAAAUAAUAGUUAAAAAGGCAGUCGACAAAGUUAUGGAGACACUAGGGCCUCAGGUUCCUCAAACGAAAGAUAAAAUCGACCUGUAUUUGUCAUGUUCAAAGCAAAGAAUUGAUAAACUUGUACAGGCAUAUGUUGGGAAACACCAGAAGAGCUGAAGCUUAACAUUGAAGCAUUCUGAUAGACAUAAUUUUCCUGUAUAGUAGUAGUCGUAGCUGGUUUUUUUGAGAUUUUUGUACAAUCGGUUUAUGAAUUAGAGGUAAUUAACCUUUUUUUCUGCAUAUAACUUUUGUUCUUUAGACGAGUUAACUUAUAAUUUCUGAAGUAGAUCAUGAGAAUUUAGUUUUGUUUUUUCUUGAUAUGGAUCCGAUAUUUAUUUAGUUUUGACAAACAUGAAUGGAGUAUAUGUAUAUCAAUAGUUUGAAUACUAAACUAUGUUUUAAGUCUAAGCGAUGGGGUACCCGUAAAAUGUGCUGAAAUGCUGCGAAUUUGGUCCAUGAUCUGUAAGGUCGUAUUGUCAAGUAAUGCUCUGUACCUUAGACUUGAAAACUUUCACAUAAAGUACAUGAGAGUAUGUCAAGUAAUACUUACUUACAUAAUGAUCUAAACACAUGAAUUUUAGGUUUUGGGUUUUAAAUUGUAAUUGUAUGAAAGUGGUGGAAUGAUUAUUUGUAUUGAAGAUCACUUGAAAAUAACCUUUUGCGGAAGUUAAGGUUGAGAAUAAUCUACCUGCUCAGUCUUGCAUAGGUGAAAGUUUAGUAGGAACUGAAUGACAUUCAACUCACUCAGACUCACAUAGAUGGAAGUUAAUUUAGGUAGGCAUAAUGAUUUUAAACUCAUAUGAGUUGGUAAUUGAGUUUCAAGGAAGUUGAGAUCAAGGUCAAAAGGCUUUGCAAGGACAGUGACUUUGCUGGUCAAAAUUUGUCAAACUUUGACAACCCUUGAUCAGCCUUGACUAGUGUUGACUAGAUGAAGUCGCUAUGGACAACGACUUUUUUAGUGUUGUUUUUAAUUAUUUAUAGUUUUUAUCUCUACAACUUGUCAUAAAUAAUUCAUGUGUUAAAACAAUCAUAUCCAUGUACUAUUGAUCAUCACAUGUUUUAUCAACUUUGUUUUCCAAUAUUUUAAACAUUCAACACGCUGCAUUCUAACUUAAAUAACAUAUAUAAAUUAAAUCUUGUAGUUAUGUAUUCAAUAUCCAAUAUGCAAUUGUCUAUUAACAACAAAGUUAUAUACAUAAAAAUAUAUGUACAAGCUAUAAUCUAUGAAUCGCUAGUGGGAGUAUCACCAUGAUAAAUGGUAACUCAACUUGGAUAAGCUAGGGGUAUGCUCACGAUUUGAGGGAUUUUUAGACCUAAAAUUAUGGACAAACAAGCGAUACAUAUGAUGUCUCGCCUUGAGUGGCUUCAGAAGUCGUUUUAUGACUACGUGUGGCUAGCAAUUGGUGCUUAGUUGACGUUCCCAGUGUAUUUGCUUGUGUGGAGGAAUUUCGAACAUUAUCUUGAGGUAAUAGUGAAGUAGAUGAUGAUAACCAUGGCCGACCAUUGCACUCUUGCACAUCACUUGCACUUCAU
This is a messenger RNA of Amaranthus tricolor (Joseph's coat), 9883 nucleotides long. RefSeq names its product zinc finger CCCH domain-containing protein 55-like. Gene Ontology annotation, molecular function: metal ion binding. The transcript is spliced from 5 exons. Lineage: Eukaryota; Viridiplantae; Streptophyta; Magnoliopsida; Caryophyllales; Amaranthaceae. The record is from RefSeq and is a predicted model, not a curated record. The coding region runs from base 5783 to 8467 and encodes 894 amino acids.